AUGAGCAAUUUACCGCCGCAGUACUUGGAGCAAAUACAUAACCUGCUAAACCAAGCGUUUGAUUAUUGUACUCGAGAAGACAAGUUGAAAAUUGAAAAAUUAGAAGCAAAAAUACACAUUUUGGAGAGAUGCUCACAAGAAGAUCAUGUCAAGAUUACGAAUCUAGAAAAUGAAAUUUUGAAUUUGAAACAAACCAUUGAAUCUCAGCAGAAGGAUAUUGAGAAAUUGAAGCAGGAAACAGCAAGAGGGGCGAACCGUGUAUCUAUAUCGCCAAAGAGGGAAUUGUCAGCAGCAGCGCUGUAUGAGCUAGGCGAUAACGCACCUGGAAAAACAAAAUGCGCGAUUGAAAAUGUACAUCUAUUGCCUACACAGUAUAGUGACACAGAAGAUGAGGUUGCAUUGAGCGAGAUGGCCUCGUCUCCUGUAAAAAUAGAUGGUCAAUGUAUAGUCAAGCAAUCGGCAGCAGAACAUGCACUGAGCCCCAUUAAUGUGAGUCCUAAACGGAGAUUGUCUUCAAUCAAGACUAGUUCUAGUCCUGGAACCACAAUCAAACUCCGUAAAUUAAACGAUCAUAUCUCAGGUAAUGGAAUCUUUAAGAUAAAGAGUGAGGAGAAUAAGUUACUGAGCCUAGCGGUAGAUUUAGAGUUGAAGCAGGAUUUAUUCAAUAAUAGACCAGGAUCUCUCCUCCACCACGAACAACGCGAUGAGUCUCCUCUCCCGCUUUAUAUGAAGAGGGAAAGUGAUGAAGUAUAUGGAGAUGUUGAAGAAAUUGCCGAUUCACAAGAGGAUGAUGCAAUAUACUCAACGCCGCUGCUGCAAAAAACACUGUCAUCACCAAUCGUGAUACCCAAGCAUUUAAAUUCCGUACUACAAACGCGACAGUACCUCACGCAAUAUUACACUGACAAAUUUGUCACCGAUCCCAGCUUCAAAAUCAAUUUAUCGAGACACCCCAUAAAACGUCUUUCAUGGGAUUUUAGUGAUUUCAAAUUGAAUUUAAACUAUCAGCCCGGCAAUUUCAGUCAAUUCAUCAGGAGGCAUAAUAUCAUGGACAAGACCAAGUUUGAUAAAUACAAGACUUUCUAUAAGCUUUCAGAAGAUCAGCAAUUUGAAGAUAAAUUACUGCAAAUAUUUGAUAAAUUCGAGUCACCACCAGGAUUCAUGAAGCUGGAAUUUCCCGAUACUCAAGAGUUGCAAGAAAGAAAGAAAAUUGUACGCGAACGGCAGUCGAAAAGAAUCAACCGUCGACUAGAAAGUUGCACUAUUGUAAUAGACCAGGAACAGAUUGGCGAGUUUGUUUUCAGUUUAGAUAUUUUGAAUCGUUAUGUGGUUCACAAUAGGUGGUACAGGCAACCACUGAGGUAG
Lodderomyces oxycetoniae is the source of this 1365-nucleotide messenger RNA. Its product is annotated as ssDNA endodeoxyribonuclease. The record is from RefSeq and is a predicted model, not a curated record. The transcript has a single exon. The coding region runs from base 1 to 1365 and encodes 454 amino acids. Lineage: Eukaryota; Fungi; Ascomycota; Pichiomycetes; Serinales; Debaryomycetaceae.